AUGGAUGGCGACCACACCCCUCCUUCCUUGUUGACCAACCUCAUCCCAGAUAUCACCGACGAAAUCAGUGAUUUCAAAGAGAGAAUGCAAAAGCAACGAUAUACAUUCAAACUCAAAUCACAUGAAGGUGUCUGUCUAUGGGAAGGACCUCGUAAUUUAAAAACUCUCUUGCAUGAGAUCACCGUUCAUUGCAGCAACGGUGUAGAUCCAAGCAUGGUUGCCUUGCAAGUACCAGAAGGAGUCGAAAUUCGAAUUGGAGUCCAGAAGUCAUGGGCAAUGAAGCGAGAAUUCAACAACAACCAACAAACGAAGAGAAAACAAGCUCCAAAGAAAUCUUCCUCAGAGGAAAGAGCUGUAAAGAAAACAAAGCGACAAACUCAAUCCUGCUCGUCUUCAUCCAGCGCUGGAACAGAUCAUGAUCACUCAUCAUGUGAGUCAUUUCCUUCCACGACUGCUGAAGCUAUUGCUUCUUCUUCUCAACCUAAAACUGUUCAAGGGAGUAACCUGCCAUUGAAUCCCUCUCCUAUCAUUUACUUGGCGUAUCCUUUCAUUUGGACUUCACAUGUCAUGUCACUGCCAACAGUGUUGCUCUGCAAUGAUAUUCCCAACCAAUUCAAUGCCCAAGGUGGCAACUGUGGUUCAUUACAUCAACAAGGGACUGAGACCUGUCUUCAAAGUCCACCUGUUGAUCAUCAGCAACAACAAAUGCUGACAGCCCAAGAUGAACAUUUCUUUGACAAUGCGCUUGUCGAAACACCAACAUUUACCAAUGGAGGUGAGACAAGAUCCGUUGAGAUAAGAGAUGAAAGGGCUGCAAUGGACAACAAUUGCCCUCCAAUGGAUGAACAGGAGUGCAACGACCUUCUGGAAGAAUUGGAAGAAUUCUCUUUUUGA
Molecule: messenger RNA, 894 nt
Organism: Naegleria lovaniensis
Lineage: Eukaryota; Heterolobosea; Eutetramitea; Acrasida; Naegleriidae
Exons: 1
Coding region: 1-894 (297 amino acids)
Source: RefSeq, a predicted model, not a curated record